Schizophyllum commune H4-8 is the source of this 865-nucleotide messenger RNA. RefSeq lists its product as uncharacterized. The transcript is spliced from 2 exons. Bases 1 to 648 code for a protein of 215 amino acids. NCBI's taxonomy places the organism in Eukaryota, Fungi, Basidiomycota, Agaricomycetes, Agaricales, Schizophyllaceae. The record is from RefSeq and is a predicted model, not a curated record.
AUGAGCUCGAGAAGAGCUGGAAGAUUGGAGCGAGCGGGAAAGGCGGAACAGAGGGGAGGAGAGUAUAUGCGCGACGGCGAAUACGAGAUUUCCCCGGAUUUGGGCUUCCGCCGAGCAGCCGUCCAGCUUUUGCUAGCGAUUUCGGAGCGCCGCGCGAGCGCCCAUACAACAUCGAGGACCCGCGAGCGACACCCGACUCGCGCUCUACACACCCGCCGUCCCCAAGCCCGACUUCAAGCCGUCGGACUGCAACUCACGCCCUCGCGCGACAACAACAUUUUCUCCUCGGAUUUCGCCUUCCGCCGACCACUCCCAAGCGGGUGGUCUUGCUUUCAACAGAGCGCGACUACGACGGCUGACGAGUUCGAGCUCAGGACGAGGGCGCGAACCCUCCCCACACCAUCCCUCGCGCCUUACGACGACGACGACCUCGGUUUCUCUUCGGAUUCGGGCUUCCGCCGACCACCCCCUACGACGACGGGUACGGCUUCGAGCUCCACGGCUUGGGUCAUCGACGGCGGUUACGAUUCCGACUCGCGGGCACGUCUUCAACUCUCGACGGCGCUCUCGACCUCGGGCUUCGACGACCUGCAGCUUCGCGCGCACCCGUCUCCAAGCCCGACUUCAAGGUCGGGGUCUCUUCGGUGAGUACCUCGCACUUCUCGCUCACUCACGGCUGGAUCAGGUCUGUCUCGUCUUGUCUCCCCCUUCACUCCUCGCUCCCUCUUGAUGUACCCACUCUAGCUCGCUCCCCCUCUCAAUCUAGCUCGAGGAGCAUGUUCGAGUGCCAAAUUCUCCUUAGCACGGGUUGGCCUUGGCCUGUAUAUACCCUGCAUCUGUAGUAGCCUUUGAAUAGACUGUUUUC